GUUAGCUGGUAUAAAGUAAAUAAAUCAAUCGCUCACCACGUGUAUAAUUUUGUAUAGUUACAAUUGAAAUUAUUUUAUUAUUUUAUAACAAUGGUUGUGAAAAGACCAUUUUUUGAACAGAUAAAUUAUAAUUGCCCGAAACGAAUAAAAGAAGAAACAAAAAAUGAAAAUAAGUCAAAUGAAAAUAAAAAGCAGGAGCCUACUAAACCUAGCAGUUCAAACAAUUGGGCUGAAAGUUUAUUACCGUCAUUACCUGAAGAAAUUCAAGCCUUGAUAAAUGAUAAUGAGGUCCAAAAUGUUAUUGAUAAAAUUAUACAGCUUGAUCACUUAAGUCCAUGGGCGUAUGAUUGUUUAAGUAAAAUCGCUCAGAUUAAUCCAUUGAUGAUUGAAGAAAAAUUACCAGAUGUAUUUAAAAAAAUUCUUCUAUCAAAAAAAGUAUCUGAGGCUGAAAAAUCAUCGUACUCAGCACUCUUACUAACUAUUUUAGAGGCUUGUGCACGACUCAGACGCGAAACUAAACUUGUACCAUGGAUUCUGAUGGCUCUUGACACCCACGUAUCAAGUGAUUUAAAUCAAAGAGCUAUUGAUAUUCUCCCAAGUACAUUUACUGAAAAAUUUACUCUAUCGACUUGCAAUAUGACCCACUCUCAAAUAAUCAGCGUUCUUAUGAGCUUCAUUUAUCACAUAGAUCUCAUAAAAUCACAAUCUUCUCUCAAAGGUAAAACUAUUUUAAUUGAUACCGCAGGUCAUUUAUUAGUAGCAUUUUUUGAUGGAGUUCAUAUACUGAGUAGCAAUACACCUGAAAAUAUGCAAAAAAAAUUUAUUGAUGGUUUAAUUAAAUUGGGAAAUAUUUUAAAACAGUUUGUCGCAAUUGCUUUUACUGAUAAAAAAAGUAAUGACAUAAUUAUUGAGUCUAUACUGAUUGUCAUUAAAUCUUGGAAAGCAUUAAUUGCUUCAAUCAAAAAAUAUUCUGAUGCACUAACUGAAGAUUUAAUGACUUCAGUCAGGCAAAUUAUUGAUGAUAUUAAUCAAUUAGUUAAUACAAAGGAUCUUAGUACUAUAAAUAAAAAUAUUAUUAAAGUCCUAGUGGCCUGUCAAUUAGAAGACGAUAAAAUUAAUAAUACAUUCGAAAUCGAUAACAAAUUUUCAGAUAACUUGGAUAAUUGUUGGGAAAUGAUAAUUGAGAAAUAUCCAGCCACUAUUGCACGGAUGAAUGAGUUGCAGAUUAACACGUUGGCUCGUUUAUUAAUAGCUAAGACACAUUUUUCAGUUGAAAAUCUUUUAUUGUCUACUCCAGUUUCUUACUAUCAUGUACAAAAUGAUAAGCCAUUGGUGAUUCAGUGUGUUUAUAAUAUUUUUCAUGAUUUAAAUGAAAAAAUAAGAGAAUCUACUGGUACAACGAAAAAACUGUUGGAGAUAAUUAGUAAGAAAAAGUGGGAAAGUAAACGGAUUAAAAAAAUGUUGACUGAGUGCAAAGAAAUUUUUUACAAAGCUGAGUGGUUGUCAAUCGAUCAAAAAUUCGUUAAUUGUAUUGUAAAAAAUUUACAAAUACUUUUAAAGCUACCUUUGAUGUAUUUAACAAUGGAAUUGAGGACGGUUAUAUUUUUAAUUAUUUUUGCAAUUAAAAAAGAGGGAGAAAAUUAUUCGAGUAUUACGGAUUUAAGUCUUCGUAUUUUGUCAGAUGUUUCAGAAAAUAGUAAUAUUGACAUUUUACAAUAUCUUGAUCUAGAAUUACUUGUCAAUGAUUUAUUGAAGUAUGAAUCAAUUAGAAAAAUCUUUGAGUAUUCACUACGCAAUGUUAAUCACUACGAAAAAAUUGGAACUUUUGUAAAGGAUAAUAAAAACAUUGUUAAUUGUGCAGCACCUAUUUUAAUCGAGUGUUUAGAAAAAGUAAGACCUAAAAUAGUAGUGAAAACUGAAAAAAUUGUUGUUAAAAAAUUGCAAAAGAAACUAUGCAAACGGAUAUUGAAAUCUUUAGAGGAAAGUAUCAAAAGCCCGUACGACGUUAAAAGCUUCAGAGCAGCAGUGAAAGUUUCAAUAUCGACGAAAAAAGUUGAUGAUUCCUUACUGGAAAAAAUUAAAAAGACAAUAAAUAUUAUUUUUGGUAACAAUAUUGAACAACUAGAUCUAGAAAAUAAUCCGUUAGUCGAUGAAGGUUUGCAAUUGAUUCAAAUUAUUUUAUUACAUCGUGCGAAUGUAAAAAUUGAUGAUGCAAUAGUCAAGUGUAUCUGGAGUUUGAUGAUGAGAAAAAAUGUACCCGAUAUUGUAUAUAAUUUAAUAAAUGCAACUCCUUCAAAAGUAUUGGAAGAACAGUUGAAUACACUUGAGAAAAAAACGAUACAAAGUCUUGUAAAUUAUGACAAAACGAUGUUUAAAAAUAAUUUAUCAAUAUGGUGUAGUAUAGCUCAAACAGACAAAGGACAUGAUUCAAAUAGUGUUUGCCAAAAGCAUUAUCAAACACUGAUGAGAAAUUUCAGUACAUUGACAAUAACAAGUGAUAAUUAUUCUGGUAUUUUGAAAUUUUGUCAGGUGAUAGUCAAAGCGAAAAGAUCAGAAAUAAAUGACCUGCUUAUCGACUUGAUUAUUCUUGUCUGCAAUCUGUUUGUUAAUAAUUCAGGCAAUGGGACGAUCGAUUUAUAUGAACAAGUCACGGAAAUCUGUUCAGCUUUUCUCAAACAUCGAACUGCUAAAAUAACUAAUCGAUUGCCAGCUUUAUUGACUUUGUAUCGCAAGGUUGUGAAAUUUGUUAUCGAUGAAUCAAAAAAAAUUCCUACGAGUACUGAAUUGCUUUGUCUUGUUUUAAAUACUCAGAAAUUGGCAGUUGCUUUUGUAAAGUUGAAAAAAGAUAUUGCGAGAAUAAGUCCAUAUACAAUUGCAGAUAUAAUACAAAUGUAUUCGGAAGGUGUUAUACCAACGUACAUCAAGGAGCCAUUAGAUGAUUCAAUAAAUAUAUUUCUAAGUGUUUGUGAUCAACAUGCCGUUUCAUUACUUUUACGGACACUUCCAUCAUCAAUGCAAGAAAUAUUUAAGACAUCAUACGAUACUUAUACUAAAUUUUAUAAAUUUACUGGAAAAAUUUAAUCAUUGUCAAUUGAA
Cotesia glomerata is the source of this 3096-nucleotide messenger RNA. RefSeq lists its product as uncharacterized. The coding region runs from base 91 to 3081 and encodes 996 amino acids. Lineage: Eukaryota; Metazoa; Arthropoda; Insecta; Hymenoptera; Braconidae. The record is from RefSeq and is a predicted model, not a curated record. The transcript is spliced from 8 exons.